UUUUCUUCUCUCCUCCGUUCCUUCCUUCCAUCCAUGCUUUCCUUUACUGCGUUUAUCAGUUUACCGUCACUGCUCUGGCAUAUUAUUAAACGUGACUCACCAAACAUAAAUGAAAUAUGAAAACCCUUCUACAUUUGAGAGAUUCUAAAACUCUCAACCACAAAUGCAGGGUUUCUGGAGUUAAACAUUGUGCAGCUGUUAAAAACUUAAAACAAAAGGUCGAAGAUAAAAAUAAAAAAAAUUCUCAGAAAGACAAGUUAGUUUGUUUGUUUUAGAAAUUGAAUUGCCUGCAAUAAUGAUACAAAACACUUUUUGUUGAAGACAGGUAGCUUUAGAACCUAAAAAUAAUUACAGAUGAAUGAUUCUGAAUGUUCAGCCUCCUUGUCCUCUGCAACAUGACAUUAGCCCACAGUUGCCAUAUGAGACGUCUGUGGUUUUCCUGUGAACAAGCUCCACAUCUGCUUUUCUAUUGAAACAUGUCAUCUUUGUCCCAGUCACUGCCACCAUCUUCUGUGAUGUCAGACUAACAGUAUGUAUGUAGCUGUCUAAAAAAUGACAUUGUUCAUCCCUGAUAUGGCUGGUCGUCUGUUUUUGCUCAUCCUCCUUUUCGAUACCUUCCAGUUCCUCAAAGCCAAAGAUCUUCCUCAGCCCAGUCUAACAGUGAUUCCUGCAGUCAUCAAAGAGAGAGUCUCAGUUCAGCUGAACUGUCAGACUCCUCCAUCUGUCUCUGAGUGUUACUUCCAAAUGACUGGGCAAGUGGAAUUCAUCCUUCCAUCACCCUGUCAACAGACACUCACAGGAACACUACUGGUGAGGUGGACAGGUCAGAGUUCACCAGCUGAGGUCAAAAUCCAAUGUCAGUACAGUGCUACAGGUUCACAGGUUAGAUCCACAUACAGUGAGCCUUCAACAGUCACAAUUCAGGACCUUCCUCAGCUGACAGUGAGUUCUACAGUCAUCAGAGAAACAGAAUCAGUUCAGCUGAGUUGUGAGACUCCUCCAUCUCUGCCUGUGUCUCACUGUUACUUCAACAUAGAGGGGAGUAAGAAUCUUCCAGACUCAUUGUGUACUCAGACAAUAACAGGAACUGAGCUGCUCAAGAGGUCUGGUCUAACAUUUCCAGCUGUGGUCAAAGUGAUGUGUUACUACACUGUAUGGAAGUCUCACACAUCUCCUUUUAGUGACCCUGUCUCAGUCACUGUUCUGGAUCCAAAACCAGACAUUACAGUCCAUUUAGAUGAGGACUUCACCAUCAUCUGUUUGAUUCAUGGAUCCUUAAGUCCUGACACCACCUGUAACCUGUAUGUUGGAGAGGAGAGUCAGCCAUCCUUCAUAGCAAAGAUCAUGAAGAAAAGAGCCACCUCAACAUCCAGACAGCGGUUCUGUCAAUUCACUCCAAAACAUAGUGAUCUGAUCAGUGGUCUACAGUCAGUGAGGUGUAAGGAGGUGAGCUGUGACUACAGAGUGAGCUCAGGACCAAACUCUCUCUCUCCACGCAGUGAUGGGCACAGCUUUACACAUCUGGUGGGAGUUCACAUCAGUGAUCCAACAACUAUACAGACACCUUCUAUAGCAGUGGGUUUGACUCCAGGUCCUAGAUCUACUUUGCCGCCCAGCACGGCAGCGAGUCCUACAGAAGUUUCCACUGUUACUUGUACCUUUACCCCAGACACCACAGUGACACCAUCUACCAGUUUGACCUCUCCUUUGACCCCUAGCAGGGCAGUGAAUCCUUCAUCAGGGUCGACUGUUUGCUAUACUUUGACCACUGACACCCCAGCAAGUCCAACUGAAAGAGGUCAAAGCUCCACAGAAAGUGAAGUGGAAUCAAACAGUCAAGAAAGCAUUCUGUUGGGGCAAUUAUGGCAGGCAGCAGUGAGGGUGGCUUCUGGAGUGGGCGUGUUCCUGGUAGUAUUGACAGCUGUCUGUCUCUGCAGGAGGACCAAGAAAACCAAUUCUCAGAGACCUACAGCCAGACAGGAUGAUCACAGACAAUAUGAUUUGGUGUCUAUGGGAGCGGUGAGCAGUGGAGUCAUGUUGGAUUCAGGAGAUGCUGGAAUCGAUUCUCAGAUCACUUCUGUACUGUACACAUUCAUGCCCUCAGGUUUGUCCCUCAGAUCUCAGAACCAUCUGCAAGUGCACAGCUACUGUACAUGCUUAAACUUUGGGCCUAACCAUAUCAACCUUAUCAAAAUGCAUUUAUGACACUUAAAAUUAAAACACUUAAUUAAAAAAUG
Oncorhynchus tshawytscha (Chinook salmon) is the source of this 2237-nucleotide messenger RNA. Its product is annotated as myb-like protein U. The record is from RefSeq and is a predicted model, not a curated record. Lineage: Eukaryota; Metazoa; Chordata; Actinopteri; Salmoniformes; Salmonidae. The transcript has 16 exons. The coding region runs from base 553 to 2205 and encodes 550 amino acids.